GCAAGGUUGACGGAAAGAAAAACUCGUGGUAGUAGAUGGAUGAAGCAUGGGUGAACCAAAAGAGAGAGAAAUGGCAUGACAGUAGAAAUCGCCUGUCCUUAUUCACGUCAACAGUAGGAUCUACUUAUAUGAGAGCAAAUGACAUUGCAGGGUCUUUUCGUGACAGUUGAAGCUGCUGUGUAGUGAGAUGGCCACGGUGGAAAACGGGUAUGUGGUGGACGGCGCCGCUCUAGUGGCUCCGGUAACAAGCCUAGAGUUCGUAGGAGAGGAAUAUCUGCUGACAGGUGAAGGACCAGUGCUUUCUGUGUAUAGUCUUCAUGGUCAACCCAAACUGUGCGCAUCACAGAAUGUGCUACAAAACUAUCGUAUCCAUGGAGUGAGACUUAGAGCGCUGGUGGACUGUGGGGUCGAGGAGCAGCACGAUGGGGCUGCACCAGGAGCGUGGGACAGAGGCGCUGAGCUCGCUGUGUUCGGAGGGAAGGGCCUGCGGCUCGUCACUCUAACAGGACAGGGAACCAUCCAGCUGAGUGGCCCACUUAUGGAGCUCCAAGACUGGCUGCUAGACGUGCGCUGGCUCGAUGAGGGGUCCGGUGCUUUACUGGGUGCCGUCCUGGCCCAUAAUGCCGCACUGCUGCUGGAGGCAAAGUCUGGCCACGUGGUGUGCUUACGCUCCUGCCAAGAAGUGUGUCUCCUCUACUCGGGCCUUCUGAUUGGCUCUCUCUGGGACUCUGCCGUGCUGGUCGGUGGGACCGUCUUCAACCAGCUGAUCUUCUGGAGGCCUGGAAGAGGCGCUCGGGAGCGGGCGGCCCCUGUGGAGAGGCGUCUCCCGGGCCACAGCGGGGUGAUCUUCAGCCUGGCGUACCAGCCACGGACCGGGCUGCUGGCCUCUGCCUCCGAUGACCGGAGCGUGCGUGUGUGGAGCGUGGGGGUGCUGGGGGAGCCAGGGGCAUGCGGGGAGCCGGUGUGCCAGCGCGUGCUUUACGGGCACCAGGCGCGAGUCUUCUGCGUGCGGCUGGCACAGGGUGGCGUGUUCAGCGCCGGGGAGGAUGGAGCCUGUCUCAUGUGGGGCGGAGACGGCCGAGUGGAGCGGACCUUCAAGGGGCACCGGGCGGGUGGGGUGAGGGCCCUGGCCGUCAGCCAGGAGCAGCACUGGCUGGCCACCGGGGGAGCGGACGGAGGGGUGAGGCUCUGGAGAGUGAGAGAGGCGGAGUCAGAGAGUGGGCGGAGAGAAGGCAGAGAGGAAGAGGGCGUGGCUGGGUGCGUGGCUGGGGCCGUGGUUGAGGGCGUGGUUGAGGGCGUGGUUGAUCUGGAGUUCAGAGGCCAGGGCGCUCCCAAGGAGGUGUGUCUGGUGGAAGGAGCUGGUGUGUUGGUGUGUACUGAUCAGGGAAAGGUGUACCUCAGGGAGGGCCAGGACUGGACGUGUGUGUGGGAGGGUGCACCGGAGUUCCAGUCCUACUGCGUGAUGGAGGUGGUGUGUGUGCGUGAGGGAGUGUGCGUGUGCGCGGUUGGGAAUCUGAGUGGUGGAGUGUGUGUGUUCCCACUUGCGCACCCAGAGAGGGGCGUGGUUUUGAGAGCCAGCGAGGGGAAGGUGCACUCUCUGCAGUGGGUGUGGCCUGGACAGGGUCAAGACGUGUGCCUAUUGGCCUCGGGGGCGGAGGGGCGUGUCUACCGCUGGCUGAUUGGAGUAGAUGCAGGUGAAGUGGGCGUCGCCCUGUGCAUCAGGCAGCUCCAGCCCUUCUCGCUGCCACCGUGUGCCAAGCGCUGGCUCACGUGUGCCCUCACGCUAACACACGCCCACACACAGCACACGCUCUGGGUGUGUGGAGACAGGAGAGGAUCACUCCUGCUCUACAGGGAAAAGGAGCAGAGUAGAGAGACCCAGGCAGGGGAGGAGAGGAGUCGGCCAAGGAGAGACCAGAGCCAGGGCUCGGCUGCUGAGCUGAACGGAGAUGCCCAGGAAGAGAGGGGGGGAGUGGGGGAGCGAGGCCAUGAGGCUGGGGCAGAAGCCCUGGAGCCAGUGUGUGUGUUGUUUGGGGUCCAUGGGAAACAGGGUGUGACCAGCGUGUGUGAGCGCGAUGGUCUGUGCUACAGCACUGGCCGGGACGGCUUUGUGAGGGUUCUGGUUGUCCACGGCGACACGCUGACUGUGCAGCGGGCCCAGCGGGCAGCCAAAGGUAUGGAGUGGCUGGAGAGGGUUCUCUUCCUGCAGGAGAGCCGUCAGGAGAGGGACAGGAGUGGAGAGGAGGGCCCAGGGGGAGAGGGGCAGGCCGAGGCCAAGGCCAGAGUGCCAGCAGAAGCCAGGUUCGCCCUGGUGGGCUUCUGGUCAGUGAGUUUUGUGGUGUGGGACCCGGUGAGACAGGAGACGCUGCUGUCCGUCCCGUGCGGAGGAGGACAUCGCUCCUGGGGCUACGGACCCCCCGUCCUCUCUGAUCACUGCGUCGGCGGAGGGCAGCUUGUGUUCAUCAAGCAGGGGGCCGUCCUGGCGCACUGCCCGCCGACGCACAGCAGGAGCGUCGCCAUGACGAGUGGCCAGGCCCUGCGCGAGGGCCUCCACGGCCGGGGCGUGGGCUGCCUGUGCCGCCUGGGCAGCCUGGGUCACUGGGAGGUGCUGGUCACCGGCGGCGAGGACACCAGCGUGAGCGUGCUGGCGCUGCACUCUGAGACGGGGGCGACGCGGCUUUUGAGCAGCAUCACUGACCACAUCUCCAGCGUCCGCACCCUCACGGCUCUCCGCAGGGACGCACCGCGCUCCUCCUCCCUCUCCGCCCUGCUCUUCUCUGCAGGGGGGCGGGCACAGCUACAGUGCUACAGGCUCCUGAUUGGCUGGGAGGGAGACGCUCGCCAGCCUACCUGUCAGGUCAGCCAGAUAGCCAGUCACCGAUUGGAUGAACAGUGGGAGCGGAAGAGGAAUCGACACAAGACUGUGAAAAUGGACCCUGAGACCAGGUACAUGGGUAUGGCUGUGGUGCAUGAUGGGCCAGACAGGGUCCUCCUAGCCCUGGCCUGCAGUGAUGGAGCAGUGAGGUUGUUUGGUGGAUCCGAACAUGCAGGCAAGGUGGAGUUGCUCUGGGAGUGUUUUUACCACCAAAGGUGUGUUCUCAGUAUCGCUGCGCAUCACCUGCUGAGCCCUGGAGGCCAACGCUGCGUUGUGGUGCUGAGUGCAGCGACUGAUGGUCAGGUGUGUGUAUGGGACUGGACCUCAGUGUUGGCUCUGGAUGAGGGGCAGAACUGGCAGGGUCCUUCAGAGCCCUGCUUCACUCUGCCCGUUCAUCAGAGUGGAGUUAACGGUUUGUGUGUGUGGGAAGAGCCAGAGGCGGGAUCACAAGACAAUCGCCUCCUCUCAGUGGCCAGCGGUGGAGAUGACGGACAGCUCUCCGUGUUCCUCCUCAAAGCCACGUUCCAUCAGCAUGGAUCGGAAGGUGCCGCGUUGACUCUGGAGCUGCUCUCCCGCUGGUCCGAGCCACUGGCCCACGCCGCGCCCCUCACUGCCCUGUACGCAAUUGACCGCUCUCUGAUCGUGUCCACCUCCCCUGACCAGCGUGUGUGUGUGUGGAGUGUGUGUGAGAGGAGCUCCAGCCUCCGCCCAGCAGGAGCGGCGUUCACCCACACGGCCGACGUGGCCGGUCUGGAGGUGUGGCGGCGGCGUGGAGAGGCCGGCGCUUGGGCAGCGGUGUGCGGUCAGGGCCUGCAGCUGCUGACCAUCACGCCCAGAGGACGAGACGGGCACAGAGAUGGGCAGAUGGACACAGACUCAAGGGAACUGCAGGAGCGCCUGAAGGUGACCUUCAGCAGAAGUGGCACCUCAGAACAGACUGGCAGAGAAGAGCUAUGCAGCCUGUCAGAAGAGAGGCAGGAGAGUGUGUCAACAGAAGAGCUAUGCAGCCUGUCAGAAGAGAGGCAGGAGAGUGUGUCAACAGAAGAGCUAUGCAGCCUGUCAGAAGAGAGGCAGGAGAGUGUGUCAACAGAGACUAUGGCAUGAUUACUGGACAAUCGUGAUUAUUUCUUUUUAAA
Messenger RNA from Alosa alosa (allis shad), 4011 nucleotides. RefSeq names its product WD repeat domain 6 (gene wdr6). The transcript has 8 exons. Gene Ontology annotation, molecular function: protein binding. NCBI's taxonomy places the organism in Eukaryota, Metazoa, Chordata, Actinopteri, Clupeiformes, Clupeidae. Gene Ontology annotation, cellular component: cytoplasm. The coding region runs from base 188 to 3979 and encodes 1263 amino acids. The record is from RefSeq and is a predicted model, not a curated record. Gene Ontology annotation, biological process: tRNA methylation.